AUGUGGGCAGAUCUUGACAAUUGUAUAGCAACCCCUCUUUCCAAGUGCAGCCCAAAUUGUCCUUCAGGAUUUAGGAAGGUGAUUGCAUCAGGAAAACCCCUGUGCUGCUAUGAGUGUGCCCGAUGUCCUCAGGGUCAGAUAUCAAAUAAAACAGAUGCUGUGGAAUGUCUUCCAUGUUCCUGGGACACGUGGCCCAAUGUACAACAGGACAGAUGCUUACCAAGAAUUACAGAAUUCCUUUCUUAUGAAGAACCUUUAGGCUACAACUCAGCAGCCAUUGGCAUUUUAUCUUCUUUGCUUCAACUUAUAAUUCUGGGAGUAUUUAUUCGUUAUAAACAAACACCAAUUGUCCGAGCCAACAAUUAUUCCCUUAGUUGCCUUCUCCUGCUUUCCUUGUUCCUCUGUUUCCUUUGCUCUUUAGGGUUCAUUGGUUACCCACAACCUGAAAAGUGUCUUCUACGCCAGGUGGCAUUUGGGAUGGUUUUUGCUCUUUGUAUCUCCUGUGUUCUGGCCAAAACAGUAAUAGUAGUUAUUGCCUUUAAUGCAACCAGACCAGACAGCAAGUUAAAAAAAUGGACAGGAGUGAAGAUAUCUUCUGUUCUCAUUGUGUUUUGUGUCUUUAUUCAGUUAUUUGUAUGUUUACUGUGGCUGAUUUUCGUCCCUCCUUUCCCUGAGCAUGACAUUGACACUAAACCUGGAUUUAUCAUAGUUUACUGCAACGAAGGGUCAAACACUGCUUUCUGGUGCAUGCUGGGAUAUCUUGGCCUCUUGGCCACCAUUAGUUUCAUUGUUGCCUUCCUGGCCAGACGUCUCCCUGACAGUUUCAAUGAAGCCAAAUUUAUCACAUUCAGUAUGUUGGCUUUCCUCAGUGUCUGGGUGUCCUUUAUCCCAGCCUAUCUCAGUGCACGGGGCAUGUAUACUGUGGCAAUGGAGGUCUUUGCUAUUCUGUCUUCGAGCUGGGCAAUGGCAAUCUGUAUCUUUGUGCCAAAAUGUUUUAUUGUCUUGUUCAGACCCAAAAGGAACUCCAGGGAACAUUUCAAGGUAAAAUUAAAAAGAAAAACCAGUGGCACCAAAUGCAUUAACUAA
Xenopus laevis (African clawed frog) is the source of this 1086-nucleotide messenger RNA. RefSeq names its product vomeronasal type-2 receptor 26-like. Bases 1 to 1086 code for a protein of 361 amino acids. The transcript is spliced from 3 exons. The record is from RefSeq and is a predicted model, not a curated record. Lineage: Eukaryota; Metazoa; Chordata; Amphibia; Anura; Pipidae.